Carlito syrichta (Philippine tarsier) is the source of this 495-nucleotide messenger RNA. Its product is annotated as peptidyl-prolyl cis-trans isomerase A-like. The transcript has a single exon. Gene Ontology annotation, molecular function: peptidyl-prolyl cis-trans isomerase activity. NCBI's taxonomy places the organism in Eukaryota, Metazoa, Chordata, Mammalia, Primates, Tarsiidae. The record is from RefSeq and is a predicted model, not a curated record. Gene Ontology annotation, biological process: protein folding; protein peptidyl-prolyl isomerization. The coding region runs from base 1 to 495 and encodes 164 amino acids.
AUGGUCAAUCCCACCGUGUUCUUAGACAUCGCCGACAACGGCGAGCCCUUGGGCUACAUCUCCUUCGAGUUGUUUGCAGACAAAGUUCCAAAGAGAGCAGAAAACUUUCGUGCUCUGAGCACUAGAGAGAAAGGAUUCGGUUAUAAGGGUUCCUGCUUUCACAGAAUUAUUCCAGGGUUUAUGUGCCAGGGUGGUGACUUUACACGCCAUAAUGGCACUGGCGGCAAGUCCAUCUAUGAGGAGAAAUUUGAUGAUGAGAACUUCAUCUUGAAGCAUACAGGUCCCGGCAUCUUGUCCAUGGCAAAUGCUGGACCCAACACAAACGGUUCCCAGUUUUUCAUCUGCACUACUAAGACCGAAUGGUUGGAUGGCAAGCAAGUGGUUUUUGGCAAGGUGAAAGAGGGCAUGAAUGUUGUGCAAGCCUUGGAGGGCUUUGGGUCCAAGAACGGCAAGACCAGCAAGAAGAUCACCAUUGCUGACUGUGGACAACUCUAA